GGUCGAAGCGGCGCGGGCGGCUCGCUCCCAUUGGCUCGAGCUCUCGUCAGUCACGGAGAAUGCCACUCAGGGUAGAUUAGGCACCAUUUGCCAUAACUAAAUAGUUACAUUGAACAUCAAGUAGGAAGAUUUUUUAAUUGGUGUCUCACCGCGCUCGGCGGAGAGUUACACUUCGGCUUUGUUAAAAAAAUACCAAAACACCUUCGUGUGCGUUUUUGAAUUCGACAAAGUGUGACGUUUGACUCCGCCGUCUCAUCAAACAGAUGUGGAUACACCGCUCGGGAGCUGCCCAGCUGAGGUGAAGGGGAGGGCAGAGGAUCCCAGUCCAGCCUGAGUGUGGAUGACCUGCCACCGGAAACAGGACCAUGAUCUGAAGAGGGCGCUGCAAACCGAACCCCAUUCUUCCUCUCCUCCUUCUCCCUCUUUUUUUUUUUCUUUUCUUUUCUUUUCUUUUUUUUUUUUUUUUGUAAAUCCACGAGGUGACAGCCUCCUCCUCGCUCGACCGCUUCACACAGAGUCAGCGUGCGCGGAGAGGACAAACUGAGAGACAUCAGGAGGAGGAAGACACACACACACACAACGACUGUCAUCCGUGACCUCUGACCUCGACACUUCCUCCGCUCCUCCCACCGCCACACCGGAAACAUGGGGAGGAAAAAGAUUCAGAUUCAGAGGAUCACAGACGAACGCAACAGACAGGUGACGUUCACCAAGCGGAAGUUCGGCCUGAUGAAGAAGGCGUACGAGCUGAGCGUCCUGUGCGACUGCGAGAUCGCCCUCAUCAUCUUCAACCACUCCAACAAGCUGUUCCAGUACGCCAGCACCGACAUGGACAAGGUCCUGCUCAAGUACACAGAGUACAACGAGCCGCACGAGAGCCGGACCAACGCCGACAUCAUCGAGACGUUGCGAAAGAAAGGCUUUAACGGCUGCAACAGCCCCGAGCCCGACGGCGACGACUCCAUCGACCAAAGCCCGCUAAACGAAGACAAGUACCGCAAGACCGAGGACCUGGACAGCCUCUUCAAACGCUACGGCGCUCUGAACAAGAAAGAGCACCGGGACUCUGAGAGCCCAGACCCCGAGGAGCCCUUCUCCCUCACCCCCCGCACUGAGGAGAAAUACAAAAAAAUUGACGAGGAGUUUGAUAAAAUGAUGCAGAACUAUAGGCUGUCAUCCACAGUCCCACAGCCCACCUUCUCCAUGCCAGUCACCGUGCCAGUAUCCAAUCAGAACGCGGCGGCGGCGGCAGCCCUCCAGUUCAGCAACAACCCCGGCGGCGCCCUGGUCACCACCACCUCCUUCGUCACCUCCACCCUCACAGACCCCCGCCUCCUGUCGCCACAGCAACCAGCUCUGCAGAGGAACACCGUGUCACCAGGGUUACCACAGCGACCAGCCAGUGCAGGUGCUCUGCUAGGAGAUCUGGGGAAUUCAAACGGAGCGUGCCCGAGUCCAGUCCCUAACGGCUACAUCAGUGCCAGGGCCUCCCCGGGCCUCCUCUCCGUAUCCAACGGCAACAGCCUGGGGAAAGUAGUCCCGGCGAAGUCUCCGCCCAGCCCUCAGAUGGUCAACAGCCGCAAGCCGGACCUCAGGGUCAUCACCUCGCAGAGUGGCAAGAGCCUGAUGCAGCUGACAGAGGAAGAGCUGGAGUUGAAUGCUCAGCGGCUAGGCGGAUCCCAGGUGGCACAGCCGCUCACCACCCCGGUGGUCUCCGUGGCAACACCCAGUCUCCUAGCGCCCUUCUCCGGCAUGCAGACGGCCUACAACACUGAGUACCAGCUGACAAGUGCAGAUCUCACAGCGCUCCAGACGUUCACACCACCAGGGUUGGUGCCUGGCAACAUGGCUGCCUGGCAACAGCAACAGCAACCAGCAGUCUCCCAGCAACAGCAGCAGCAGCAGCAACAGCCGCAGCAGCUGAGCUUGGCGUCGCUCAGUAACUUGGUCAUGUGGGGUGCAGAGAAACAGAAUGCGGAGAUGGUUAACUGCAUCUCCAAUUUUGCUGCUAACCUGAGCUUGGCCUCUCAGUCCAACUUGCUCUUUGGCAGGGAGGAGGGCCUCUGCUGGCCGGUGGGCCACAUACCUCAGGGCGCCGCACUGACAGUCAACACGAACCCCAACGUCAACAUCAAGUCCGAACCCGUCUCGCCAAACCGCGACCGCAGCACCCCCAGCUCCACCAGCGGCGGGGGAGGCGGAGGGGGGGGCCAGGGUCAAGUCCAGGGACAAGGUCUGGUGUCGGUCGCCUACCCUGGCACCCUGCGCCUGGAGGCGGGAGGUCAGGGCCGCUCGCCCGUCGACAGCCUCAGUAGCAACGGCAGCUCGUACGAGGGCAGCGACCGGGACGACGGCACCCAGGGUCGAGCCGGGGGUCCGGACUUCCACCACCAGGCCGGCGCCGGGGCCCAGCAGCCCACCAUGGUCCUCAUGCGGCCCCCGUCGGCCGAGCCCCAGGAGCAGGACGGGACCAACGUCAAGAGAAUGAGACUGGACGCCUGGGUCACAUAAAGAGAUGACGAGAGAGGGAUGGACGGACAGAUGGAGGAUGGAGAUGUGUACUUGUGGCUUGUGUACAUGCCCCCACCAGCCCCGACGCCCCCCCACCCCCCUUCCCCCCAGUCUCCCUACCUGUGCAUACACACACACAACACACACACACACACACACACACACACCCGCCAUCGACCCCGUGACCGACUGUCCACACAGGAGACGCUGACCUCACAUACAAACACAAGCAUGCUAACACUCUCAUGUUGCACGUGUGGACACUGACGCGCACUUGUACGACAAUGUGCAUACACAUUUGAACUCUAAUGUACUUUCACUCACACACACACACACACACACA
This is a messenger RNA of Seriola aureovittata, 2854 nucleotides long. It is a transcript of the gene mef2d, whose product is annotated as myocyte enhancer factor 2d. Bases 646 to 2511 code for a protein of 621 amino acids. Gene Ontology annotation, molecular function: histone deacetylase binding; RNA polymerase II cis-regulatory region sequence-specific DNA binding; DNA-binding transcription factor activity, RNA polymerase II-specific. Gene Ontology annotation, biological process: positive regulation of transcription by RNA polymerase II; cell differentiation. The record is from RefSeq and is a predicted model, not a curated record. NCBI's taxonomy places the organism in Eukaryota, Metazoa, Chordata, Actinopteri, Carangiformes, Carangidae. The transcript is spliced from 14 exons.